CAAUCCCACAUAAUCCACGCGCUUCAUUCUUUCUUCAACCUUUAAGAAUGCCGAAAAACAAUAAUUAACCGCACAAACUCCACUUUUCUAUUCACACACUCUUUUCAUGAAAAAUUAACUCUCCUAAUUCUCUCUCUGCUCUCACUAUGGCAAAUCCACCCAAAGACACUCAUCUUUCCGACGACGACGACGCCGGAGCCGCUUUCGUCCUCCAAUCCAAAGGUCAAUGGUGGCACGCCGGAUUUCACUUAACGACGGCGAUAGUUGGACCAACGAUUCUGACGCUGCCGUACGCGUUCAGAGGAUUAGGGUGGUGGAUUGGGAUGUUAUGCCUAACGGUUAUGGGCGUUGUGACGUUCUACUCUUAUGGUCUCAUGUCUAAAGUUCUUGAUCACUGUGAAAACGCCGGUCGCCGUCAUAUUCGGUUCCGGGAACUCGCCGCCGAUGUGUUAGGUUCUGGUUGGAUGUUCUAUUUUGUAAUCUUUAUUCAAACGGCUAUCAACACUGGCGUAGGCGUAGGGGCUAUUCUGCUUGCUGGUGAAUGCCUUCAGAUUGUGUACUCCAAUAUUGCGCCUCAUGGAUCAUUAAAAUUGUACCAUUUCAUAGCAAUGGUGACAGUGGUAAUGAUAGUUCUGUCUCAGCUUCCCACUUUCCAUUCCCUACGACACAUCAACUUGUGUUCACUUUUUCUCAGCUUAGGCUACACCUUCCUAGUAGUUGGUGCUUGUAUUCAUGCAGGUACAUCCAAAAAUGCCCCUCCAAGGGACUAUUCCUUAGAGCCCAAGAAAUCCUCAAGGGCCUUCAGUGCCUUCACUGCCAUCUCCAUAAUUGCAGCAAUAUUUGGGAAUGGAAUAUUACCUGAGAUACAAGCAACUCUAGCACCUCCUGCAACUGGAAAGAUGAUAAAAGGCCUUACUAUGUGUUAUGCUGUUAUAUUGGUGACUUUCUACUCUGCUGCGGUUUCUGGAUAUUGGGUAUUUGGAAAUAAGUCCAAUUCAAAUAUUUUGAAGAGUUUGCUGCCAGAUGAAGGACCUUCUUUGGCUCCAACUUGGGUCCUUGGACUCGCCGUCAUCUUUGUUCUUCUUCAGCUCUUUGCAAUUGGUUUGGUUUAUUCUCAAGUUGCUUACGAGAUAAUGGAGAAAAAAUCAGCUGACGUGAAGCAAGGGAUCUUUUCCAAGAGAAAUCUUCUUCCACGGAUAAUUCUACGAACAAUUUACAUGAUUUUCUGUGGAUUUAUAGCAGCCAUGUUGCCAUUUUUCGGAGACAUAAAUGGCGUGGUUGGUGCUGUUGGUUUCAUUCCUCUGGAUUUUGUUUUGCCUAUGAUUCUAUACAACAAAACACACAAGCCUCCAAAAUCAUCAUUCACUUACUUGAUCAACAUCUCAAUCAUGGUUGUAUUCACUGGUGCAGGAAUCAUGGGUGCAUUCUCUUCUAUAAGAAAAUUGGUUCUUGAUGCCAACCAAUUUAAGCUUUUUGGCAGUGAUGUUGUGGAUUGAGAAAAUGGACUUAGGAAUCAUGAACUGCAAGCAUAGAAUUUACACUUGCAUUGUUAAUAUGAAAAAGCAUACAAGGUUGUUGUUUUAGUUUAUAAAAUGGGAGAUAGGGAAGAAUCAAAUACUAUCUUAAAUUGAAUUGAAUAUUAGUUUCAAAGAA
Molecule: messenger RNA, 1653 nt
Organism: Vicia villosa (hairy vetch)
Lineage: Eukaryota; Viridiplantae; Streptophyta; Magnoliopsida; Fabales; Fabaceae
Product: probable GABA transporter 2
Exons: 7
Coding region: 147-1496 (449 amino acids)
Cellular component (GO): plasma membrane
Source: RefSeq, a predicted model, not a curated record